Messenger RNA from Fibroporia radiculosa, 327 nucleotides. RefSeq lists its product as uncharacterized. Gene Ontology annotation, molecular function: heme binding; electron transfer activity. The record is from RefSeq and is a predicted model, not a curated record. The transcript has 5 exons. The coding region runs from base 1 to 327 and encodes 108 amino acids. Gene Ontology annotation, cellular component: mitochondrial intermembrane space. Lineage: Eukaryota; Fungi; Basidiomycota; Agaricomycetes; Polyporales; Fibroporiaceae. Gene Ontology annotation, biological process: mitochondrial electron transport, cytochrome c to oxygen; mitochondrial electron transport, ubiquinol to cytochrome c.
AUGCCUUACGCGCCAGGUGACACUGCUAAGGGUGCCGGUCUUUUCAAGACGCGGUGCGCACAAUGCCACACUGUUGGUGCGGGUGAGCCCAACAAGGUUGGCCCCAACUUGCAUGGCCUCUUUGGGCGCAAGACCGGUCAGGUCGAGGGCUUCUCGUACACUGCUGCCAACGUGAACAAGGGUGUUGUUUGGCAGGAGGACACGCUUUUCGAGUAUCUUGAGAAUCCCAAAAAGUACAUUCCUGGUACGAAGAUGGCUUUUGCUGGUCUCAAGAAGGACAAGGAUCGCAACGACCUCAUUACUUGGUUGAAGGAGUCGACCGCAUGA